UUCAAAAUGGCGGACGGAGGAGCAGCGAGUCAAGAUGAGAGUUCAGGACCAGAUUCUAGAAUGAGUAAUGCGUCAGAAACGAGUAAAUGUGGAAUGGAGAGUCAGAGUGGGGACGGCAACACAGAAAUCCAAACGAAUGGACUGGACUUUCAGAGGCAGACGCUUCAGACCACAAGCGCAAUCACCAACGCUCACACACAGGCUCUCCUCCAACAGUCCAAGUCAGAAGACUCGGGUGCAAUUCCGACCUCCGUCCAGCAGGGGGUGCUGCCUCAGGCCCAGCUCAUGCUGGCUGGGGGACAGAUAGCUGGAUUGACCCUGUCUCCAGCGCAGCAGCAGUUGUUGUUGCAACAGGCCCAGGCCCAGCUCCUAGCAGCAGCCAUGCAGCAGUCAGCCAGCCAGCAGAGCAGCACUACGGGGGCCAGCAUCUCUGCCUCUGCAGCCACCCCUAUCACACAACUGCCCCUGUCCCAGCCCAUCCAGAUCACCUCUAUUCCCUCUGGUUCUACCCAUCUUCCAGGCCAGCUAAGCCAGCUGGGAUACCCCUAUGAGAUGGCGACCUUCAGCAGUUACCUACCUCAGUUACAACAGCUGCAGCAGCAGAACCUGACCAUGCCCCAGUUUGUCCUGGUUCAGCCUGGCCACCACAUCGCUACCCAGCUGCAGCCUGGCCAGUUCAUCAUCUCACAGUCACCACAGGGCCAGCAGAGUCUCCUGCAAGGCCAGAGUCUUCUAACUCAACUACCUCAAAGCCAAGCCAACCUCCUGCAGACUCAUCCCAGCAUCACGCUCUCCACACAGCCAGCGACUCCAACCCGCACGAUAGCAGCCACUCCCAUCCAGCCUCUGUCCCACAGCCAGACCUCACCCCCUAAACGCCUGGCCACGCCCAGUCUGGAGGAGCCCAGUGACCUGGAGGAGCUGGAACAGUUUGCCAAGACCUUCAAACAGAGACGCAUCAAACUGGGCUUCACACAGGGAGAUGUUGGCCUGGCUAUGGGCAAGCUGUACGGUAACGACUUCAGCCAGACCACCAUCUCCCGCUUCGAGGCCUUGAACCUGAGCUUUAAGAACAUGUGCAAGCUGAAGCCACUGCUGGAGAAGUGGCUCAACGAUGCAGUUUAUGCAGACAAUCUGUCGUCUGACCAGGCCCUGUCCAGCCCCAGCGCCCUGGGCUCCCCUGGCCUGGGUAUGGAGGGGCUGAACCGCAGACGCAAGAAGAGGACCAGCAUCGAGACCAACAUUCGUUUGGCCUUAGAAAAGAGAUUUCUGGAACAGAACCAAAAACCUACCUCUGAGGAGAUCACCAUGAUCGCCGACCAGCUCAACAUGGAGAAGGAGGUGAUCCGGGUGUGGUUCUGUAACCGCCGGCAGAAAGAGAAGAGGAUCAACACCCCUAGUGGUGGAUAUAGCAACACCGGGACAGGCAGCAGCCCCAUCAAAACCAUCUUCACCCCUACGACCCCCCUGGUGGCCAGUACGGCCAGCCUUGUGACCAGUAACACACCGACCACACUGACUGUAAACCCAGUGAUGCCUCUCAACAGCACCAGCGUGUCUGGCCUGACCUUCACAGGCACGACCAUCGGAGCGACCACAAACACGGCGUCUGUCAUCUCCACGGCACCCAUGGUUACUGCGGUGACCAGCUCCCCAUCGCUAAGCCCCUCCCCCACGACCCUCCAGGCCACGGCGGCGGAGACCGGCGGAACCCAGGAGCACACGGUGGUCACGCAGGCACCGUCAUCCCUAGCGACCACUCUGGGGACGGGUCAGGUGAUGGUGGCUGGACUGGGCCUGUCGGCCGCCCUGCAAGGCGCCGCCCAGUUACCCACCAGCGCUAGUUUCGCUGCCAUGGCCGGGCUUAACCAAGGACUUAUGGCGUCAUCGCAGUUCACUCCUGGGGGGGCCUUGCUGAGCUUGGCUCCAGGGGGGCUGGGAGGGGCUCUGAACCCCGCCAUGUUGAGCAACAGCACCCUGGCCACCAUCCAAGGUCUGUGGAGCGCUCUGGCAUCAGGCGGUGCUCUCCCCAUCACCUCGCUGGAUGGGAGCGGUAACCUGCUGUUCGCCAACACCUCCGCCGGCAGCACCCCCAACCUGAUGCAACCCCUCUUCCUGAACCCCCAGAACCUGUCCCUGCUCACCACCAACCCUGUCAACCUGGUGUCAGCCGGAGCUGCUGGGGGAGGGGCCCUGCAGGUCUCAGCUGACCACCAGGUCACCACGGCGACUGUACCAGUUCCCGCCUCCACCAUCACCACUGCCUCCAGGGCCCAGUGAAGCUGGAGGCCUCAAAUGGAACCCUAUGCCCUAUUUAGUGCACUACUCUUGGUUAAAUGUAGCGUACGAUAUGUCUGGCUCUGGCUAUAUUAGGGCACUAUAUGGGGGAAUAGGGCUGUUGUUUGGGAUUUGGCCUUAGACUAAUGGCUCUACCCACCUGUUCCUCCUCUUCCUUCUCUCUGUCAUUAUUUAAAUAUUUUGCUGCCACCAAAAAGAAACCCUCUGUGAAGCAGGUUGGAAUUUAUUUAAAAAAAAAAAAAAAGGUAUUUUUUCCAUUCUCUCUUCCCUAGUACUCCAAAAAUGAUGUUUUUGAUCGUUGGAUACGUCAGGUCACACAGGAGGACUGGGGCGGCCAUUUUCUGAGGCAUGAUCGUCUUGAACUCUAUGGUUUGUGCUCCUUGUGUGACGCCUGACCAACGUCUUGGGAAAGUAAAUAACAGAGAAGACCCACCUUUUCUACUCCGUCACCUUUUUCACAAGUAGAGAUCUUUCUCUUCCCUGUUCAGAACUUAUUCUGAAGUACUUCUAACCAAAAAUGUGUGAUUUUACUUUUAAAAUUGUUAUUCUAACAAAAAUGAUUUACUACUAAGUUCACAAUCUA
Oncorhynchus kisutch (coho salmon) is the source of this 2881-nucleotide messenger RNA. RefSeq names its product POU domain, class 2, transcription factor 1. Bases 7 to 2280 code for a protein of 757 amino acids. Gene Ontology annotation, biological process: regulation of transcription by RNA polymerase II. The transcript has 16 exons. Gene Ontology annotation, molecular function: RNA polymerase II cis-regulatory region sequence-specific DNA binding; DNA-binding transcription factor activity, RNA polymerase II-specific. The record is from RefSeq and is a predicted model, not a curated record. Gene Ontology annotation, cellular component: nucleus. NCBI's taxonomy places the organism in Eukaryota, Metazoa, Chordata, Actinopteri, Salmoniformes, Salmonidae.